ACCUAACUUAAGGUACCUACCUGGUUAGGUAAGCAAAUGACAUGAACAGCUUGCAGUUGACGAGUCCCUCGUCUCAGUCCGCUUGCCUGUUGCCGACGACGACAAGCCGUACAACAGCACUUUCCCUACUUCAUUUUUCAACUUUGACCUCUUUCCCUAUUUAUUAAGUCUAAACUUAGUAACUUCAUUAAUUUAAUUAAUUCCCUCUCCUUCUUUUUUCUUCUUCUAAACAUACAUCACAGUGCCCGUCUUGCAAGCAUUACAAUACCACACAAUACAACAAGCUACGUGUCUGUUGCGGGAAAUCCGUAAUGGUUUUUAUUUUUUUGUCUGCCUGAUAUGUUUUCACCCACCAUCCUUUAAGUCUUGGACCUACGCGCAGCGAGGUGAAUGCGAAUGCACAACUUUAUUUAGGAUUUACUUCCCGCCCUCGUACUCCCUCUUUUCCCGCCUGAUUACCGUCGCCUAGAGCGGCGUUUACACACCUCCGAGCCUUUCUCUAGCAGUCAUAAAUCGCCAUGGCGUCCGACUUAACACCACCCCCAGCAAACUCUCCGGCUGACUCAAACUCCGAGACCUUUACCCUACAAAUCCUAUCGCCUUCUGUAGGCAUACCGCAACCAUUAGCGCUCCAGAAACUUCCCAUAGGCACCACUGUUAAACAGCUAAAGGAGCGCAUCCGCGAUGUUGUUAGCACUAAACCUGCUGACCAGGCGCAACGUCUCAUUCAUCGAGGUCGUUUGUUAGCCCGUGAUAACGAGACAAUGACUGAUAUUUUCGGUCAGGAAGCGCUGCGCUCUACGCAUCACCAGACGUUACAUCUAGUGUUACGAGAUCUUUCUGAUAGCCGACCAACGUCUACGCCAACUCCUCCAAACCAGAGCACUGCUUCGGGUCAACCCUCGGCUGGAGUGAACCCUCUUUCCCAGCACCAGCUGCAUCCCAACGCUAAUCCUUUUCAACCCGAGCCUCAGGCGCGCGCUGGAAUCCCUCAUUACCACGGCUUAGGCUUUGGUUCUCAAAGGGCUGUCCCUGGGAUGCCGGCCUUUGGCCAACCAAUGGUCCUUCCGCCUGGCCUUUCUCCGCAGCAGUAUAACCAGUGGGUAAGAGCCCUGAAUGCUCACGUAGGAGCUCGCGACCAUAACCUGCGAACGGCUACUCCAGGGGCGCAAGACAUACCUACUACCGGCGCAAGGGGAACGCCAGGAAUGAGUACACCUGGAAGGAUAGCUUCGCCGUUCCAGGCAGAGGUGACGCGUACCACAGUCAGCGAGAGAACCGAUCCCAAUGGAUUACACUGGCGAAUAACUUACAACGAAACGUUUGCGAAUCCGCUACAGCGACCAGGAAAUGUUUGGGGCUCUCAAGCACGCUCUGUUCCGAAUGGGAGCCAGUUUCACGACAAUGAAGCACAGGAUACUCUGCGAGCUGCGGAUACUAGCGCGGCAACUAGGGUUAUGGCCGAUGCUAUGCGAAGGAAUGCUAGCAGCUCUUCCCUAGCAAGUCUUGCAACCGGCCAAGCUCAGUAUCCUAUUCCGCCUGGGGUUACUACACCAUUGAUUCCAUCUCGAGCGGGCAGCGCUACUGCUACACCAGAUCCGUUUAGAGCAGCCGGCCAAUCCAGAAGCCUACCUAUACACCAAAUUCAGACGGAUUCGUCUCAAAUCACGCCAGAGGUGUUUCUCCUAUCUUCCCCCGAUGGACCUCGUGCCUUGUUGCUCAAUGGCAGCUUAGGGGCGUACUUCAGCUCUCCAACUCGAACCGUAAAUCCACCUAUGAGUGUACCAUUUGCGCAGAGACAGUAUCCACUUACAUUUGCCAAUGCUUUCCAUCCGCAAUAUACCGUGCCGGUACCAGCGCCAACCCAACCGCAAAUGCCUCCAGCCGGACAAGGACAUAAUGCUACUCAACUACAGCAACAUCAGGCUCAACAACAGCAUGGUCCACCUCAGCCCCUUCAGAUGCCACAUAUAGGACAUGCUGUAGCUCGUGCAGACAACCCACAAAUCCAGGCUAUUAGAAUAGCUCAUUUAUGGCCGCAUGUUUGGUUGGUCGCUCGUAUUGGCUUCUUCAUCUGGUUGUUCUCAUCGCCAAGAUCUAGCUGGUCUCGGUUUUUUUUCAUGAUUGGCGCCGCAGUCAUCAUGUUUCUCGCCCGCAUUGGCCUUUUGAAUCAACUGUGGGUCCCUUUCCGCCAACGCUUGGAGAACUUGAUACCUCCAGUCGACGGCCACCAGGACGCGCGAGGCAGGGACGUCCAGGGCGGAAAUGGUGCUAUGGCAGAUGGCGGACAACAGCAAAGAGAACUACAUCCGGCUGAUACGGCAGCCAGGCUAGUGCAGCAGCGACGUCAUGCGAAUGCCAACUGGUUGAUGGACCAGGUUAGGAGGUUAGAACGUGCUGGUAUUCUGUUCCUUGCUAGUAUCGCUCCAGGAGUUGCCGAGCGGCAUAUCGCGCAAGUUGAAUCCGAGGCGCGGGCUGAGCGUAGACGACGAGAGGAAACCGAAGCUGCCGCUGCAGCUGCGGCUCAGCAAUCAGAGAGAGCAGGUGAUGCAGAACAGGGCGGAGAUAGUGAUACCGCCACUGCCACUGCCACCGCCAGUGAAGAGUCAGGGGGUCAGGAUCGAUCGCCGGAAGGCGAGAGGGGUAACGAGAGACCACCUACUGUGGAAGAGCCGCUCAUUGACAUAUGAACCCACUGGCGGGCACCAGUAAUGCGAUACUCCAUCAAGAGGUGUGACAUGAUAAGAGCUGCAGAAGAUGGCGGAUAUUUCACAAGACGUGAUUCACGCGUCUUGCGAUAAAAUAAAGAAAAGAAGUUGGUCAAAAUGACAUUGGAGGGACCUCAGCUCAAAGUCGAGGCCGUUUUGUAGAAUCUCCGAAUAGCGGGUUUUGUGUACAGCGUGUAUGUAUGUACUUAUGUAUGUUUCUGGAGUUGGCGCUUGCGUGUGAGCGAGGGGGAACGUGUAUCAAUGAAUAGCAACAGCCUGACGAGGGUCGAGGGCUGGCUGGAUGGCUGGUUGUGCAAUAAGAGACAGGCAAACAGACAGAAAGGCAGAAUAUGACGUGAGCGAUCACGUCGAAUAAGACUUUUUCUCCAGGA
Messenger RNA from Daldinia vernicosa, 3100 nucleotides. RefSeq lists its product as uncharacterized. The transcript is spliced from 2 exons. Lineage: Eukaryota; Fungi; Ascomycota; Sordariomycetes; Xylariales; Hypoxylaceae. The record is from RefSeq and is a predicted model, not a curated record. Gene Ontology annotation, biological process: endoplasmic reticulum unfolded protein response. Bases 519 to 2690 code for a protein of 723 amino acids.